CUUCUCUCUCUCUCUCUUUCUAUUGAAAUGGGAAAUGCAAUCAGGACUCCAUGCUUUCAAUUACACAACACAAACUCAUCAUCAUCAUCAUCAGUGAAUCUCAUCUUCUGGGAAGGCACAACAAGAUCCCUGAAGGGAAAACACAUAGCUGGUGAGAUCAUGUUUGAGUUCCCUGACAAGAUCGUGUGCCAUGCAGACUCUUUCUUCAUUGGCCACCCCAUCCCUGCUUUGUCCAUAGAUGAUGAACUCAUGCCAGGCCAAACCUACUUUGUUCUCCCCAUUGACCUCUUUGCAUGCCACACCCUCUCAGUGGCUUCCAUUUCUGCCCUUGGAUCUUGCCCUAACAAGUCCCCCAUCAAGUUUGGGGCAUGCCCUUUUGAGUACCUCAAGGGUUCCAAUGGAAGGGUCCUCAUCAAGGUCAUGCCAGAGUUCAUCACUAGGCUCAUAAGUGGAGACAAAGAGAAUAAUAUUGGACCCCCUGGUAGCCCCUCCAGUUUUCUGUGUAGCACUCCUGAGUUGCAAAAGCACUAUGAACAGCUUGUCAAGUCUAAGGACCAGGUGUGGUCUCCUAAGCUUGAAACCAUUUCGGAAUACAAGAUUAGGUUUUCGCCAUGCAGAUUCAUAGGGUUAGAGUGGAAAGAAAAGGAAAAGUCAGAAGGAGAAAUGUUUACUAGAGAUAAUUUUUGAUGAGAAGUAUGAGAAUCGAACUCCUAAAGAAACUUAACUUCAGUGUACUCCGAGAAGUUGAGCAUGGGAAAGCAUAGUGUGUCAAGAGGAAAUCCUAGGGUGCAUUGCAUCUCAUCAAGUAAAUAUUUUGGUGAGGACGUUCUCCUAGGAAGGCUUCCCCCAAUUGUUCUAUAAAUGCUGCAAAACCCAUGUUAUGCAUAUUAUUAGAUUGAUAGCAGGAAAUAGAAUAACACAGUUGUUAUUGUAUGAUUAAGUAUUACAUAUACAUACUUUAUUUCACAAUACUUUUUUCUCUUUAUCUUACACUUUUCUUUUUAUCUCUCUCCUUAUCGGUAAAAGUUAUGACAAGAAUGUGAAAUAGGAGUGACAUUACUCUUCAAAAUAGGAUCCAAUAUAAACUAGCUAAUAAAAUGGAUUUUAUAUCAUCUAUUCAUUGUAUAAUAGCAAAGAAUAUA
This is a messenger RNA of Cajanus cajan (pigeon pea), 1142 nucleotides long. NCBI's taxonomy places the organism in Eukaryota, Viridiplantae, Streptophyta, Magnoliopsida, Fabales, Fabaceae. The record is from RefSeq and is a predicted model, not a curated record.